AUGCCAGUCGCGCAUUCUCCCAUCCAGGCGCUGAAAAGCAGCUCUGCUGUACCGACGACGAUCCUUGAAGAUCCAUCCGGAAGUCUAAGCCAACAGGGGUUUGACGUUUAUGCAUCCUACCAACGUAUUCUCGAGAAUGAAGAAAUUGCUACACCUUUGGCUGCAAUCCUUGCACUCACAGAAUUAAUCGAACAUUCCAAAGCCGGCACCAUGUUCGAGCUCGUCAAGGAGCUCCACGAAGCCGCUGAAAUUCUCAAGAAAAGGACGACGAAUCCCAUCAGUCUGAAUGCAGGAACUGAGCUGUUCAUUGCUUUCGUUACGCUCUUCCCGCAUGAGUCAGACAAUUUCGCCGAUCUCAAGACGAAGCUAGUCAAACAGGGCCAGGACUAUGCUGCAGAAGCCUUAACUUUCCGCGGAAAGAUUUCAGAGCUGGCUUUGGACUUCAUCAAGGAUGAUUCCAUACUAACUCAUUCAUACUCGCGAGUGGUGAUGCAGACGUUGCUUCGGGCUCACAAGCAAAAGCGAAUAUCCGUCUACGUGACGGAAGCUCGACCACGUGGUCUAGGUGUCAAAACAUACGAGGCUUUGACAGCGGCCGGCAUUCCUUGUACCAUGGUCCUUGAUUCGGCAGUAGCUUAUGUCAUGGACAUGGUGGACUUCAUACUUGUUGGAUCUGAAGCUGUAGUCGAAAGCGGGGGUCUUAUUAACGCCGUAGGCAGCAACCAGAUAGCUAUAAUAGCCAAGGCUGCUAAAAAGCCAUUCUAUGCUCUAGCAGAGAGUUACAAAUUCCAUCGUCUCUUCCCCUUAUCGCAAUAUGAUCUACCGACGCACAAUGAUGACAUUCUGUCGUUUCCACGCCACGCACAGCGAUUGUCUCCGGUACUGACUGCGAGGCCAUCCGUGGCUCCGAGUCCGCUGGCUAUGACCCCUGAGCAAAUACUUCGGAAUCCCAGAGUUGACUACACCAUGCCGGAUCUUAUCUCUCUCGUAUUUUCGGAUGUUGGUAUUCUCACUCCUGAGGGUGUGAGCCAGUAUCUCGUUGGCAUGUUUGCUGGAUGA
Gloeophyllum trabeum ATCC 11539 is the source of this 1059-nucleotide messenger RNA. RefSeq names its product nagb/rpia/CoA transferase-like protein. Bases 1 to 1059 code for a protein of 352 amino acids. Gene Ontology annotation, cellular component: eukaryotic translation initiation factor 2B complex. The record is from RefSeq and is a predicted model, not a curated record. NCBI's taxonomy places the organism in Eukaryota, Fungi, Basidiomycota, Agaricomycetes, Gloeophyllales, Gloeophyllaceae. The transcript has 9 exons. Gene Ontology annotation, molecular function: guanyl-nucleotide exchange factor activity; translation initiation factor activity. Gene Ontology annotation, biological process: translational initiation.